Octodon degus (degu) is the source of this 2622-nucleotide messenger RNA. It is a transcript of the gene Uap1l1, whose product is annotated as UDP-N-acetylglucosamine pyrophosphorylase 1 like 1. Gene Ontology annotation, molecular function: UDP-N-acetylglucosamine diphosphorylase activity. The transcript is spliced from 9 exons. Lineage: Eukaryota; Metazoa; Chordata; Mammalia; Rodentia; Octodontidae. Bases 58 to 1581 code for a protein of 507 amino acids. The record is from RefSeq and is a predicted model, not a curated record. Gene Ontology annotation, biological process: UDP-N-acetylglucosamine biosynthetic process.
AGGAUCAGACAGAGAGCGCGGGUCACGAGUGCCAGCCCAGCGCGUGGCGACGGCGACAUGGCCUCCGAAGUGGAUGUACGCGCCGGGCUGCAACGUGCGGGCCAGAGCCACCUGCUGCGCUUUUGGGACGAACUGGGCCCGGGGCCACGCGCCGCGCUGCUGGCCGAGCUGGCGCCUCUGGACCCCGAUGUUCUACGCGAGCACUGCGCCCUGGCGGCAGAGGCCUACGCGCGCACCCCCGGCCCCACGCCCGGCCUGGCCGAGCGCCUGCGGCCGCUGUCCCCCGAGAGCGUAGGCCGCGCGAGCCGCGGCGACGCCGAGACUUGGCGGCGCUGGGAGGAGGAAGGUUUCCGCCAGAUUGCCCUGAACAAGGUGGCCGCACUGCUGCUGGCUGGCGGGCAGGGCACGCGCCUGGGGGUCACCUACCCCAAAGGCAUGUACCAGGUGGGGUUGCCCAGCGGAAAGACCCUGUACCAGCUGCAAGCCGAGCGGAUCCGACGGGUGGAGCAGCUGGCUGGCGAGCUCCACGGGACCCGCUGCACUGUGCCGUGGUACAUUAUGACCAGCGAGUUUACGCUGGGGCCCACGGCCGAGUUCUUCAGGGAACACGACUUCUUCCACUUGGACCCUGCCAGUGUGGUCUUUUUCGAGCAACGCAUGCUGCCUGCUGUGACCUUCGACGGCAAGGCCAUCCUGGAGCGGAAAGACAAGGUUGCCAUGGCCCCAGAUGGCAACGGGGGUCUGUACCGCGCAUUGGCCGACCACCGAGUCCUAGAAGACAUGGAGCGUCGUGGAGUGGAAUACGUGCACGUGUACUGUGUGGACAACAUCCUGGUGCGACUGGCGGAUCCGGUCUUCGUGGGCUUCUGCGUGCUGAGGGGUGCAGACUGCGGCGCCAAGGUGGUGGAAAAGGCCUACCCCGAGGAACCUGUGGGCGUGGUGUGCCAGGUGGACGGCGUUCCCCAAGUGGUGGAGUACAGCGAGAUCAGCCCUGAGACUGCCAGGCUGCGUGGGGCCGAUGGGAGCCUGCUCUAUAAUGCGGGCAACAUCUGCAAUCACUUCUUCACCCGAGGCUUCCUGCAGAGGGUCACCAGGGAAUUUGAGCCAUUGCUGAAACCACACGUGGCUGUGAAGAAGGUCCCGUAUGUGGACGAGGAGGGAAAUCUGGUAAAGCCGCUAAAACCGAAUGGGAUAAAGAUGGAGAAGUUUGUGUUUGAUGUGUUCCAGUUUGCUAAGAACUUCGUUGCCCUGGAAGUGUCGCGGGAGGAGGAGUUUUCCCCGCUGAAGAACGCUGACUCCGCGGCCAGGGACAACCCCUCCAGCGCCAGGCGGGCCCUGCUGCGGCGGCACCUCCAGUGGGCGCUGCAGGCGGGGGCCCGCUUCCGGGACGCGCGCGGGGCCGGCGCUCCGGAGCAGCCUCGCUUGCCUCAGGAUGGAGACCCUCCAGCCAUUUGCGAGAUAUCGCCCUUAGUAUCUUACUCUGGAGAGGGUCUGGAGGCCUGUCUGCGAGGCCGUGAGCUCUGGUCACCCUUCAUCCUGGAUGAGGACCAGGCUAGGGUGCUGAGGUCGCAGGAGGCCUGAGCGCUCCAGGACUGCCAGUAGGAAGGCCUCAGCAUGGGGACAGAGCCCUCGCCCCCACCCCGGUGUGUUUCUCCAGCCUGCAAUCGCAGAAGGGAACCUGCCCAUGUACUCCACAGUGGUGGGACCCCUUCUGCCCCCAGCAGCUAUACAUGCGUCAGCCCAUCUGGUGUGUGCCCUUUGGCUGCAUUUCUGACUGUGGGAAGUGGACAGCUGGGGAGUGGGAGUGGGAGCGGGCAAAAGGAGGCCAGAUACUUGGGAGGAGCUGUGGAAGGGAAGCCCGUGUGGCAUCUGAGGGCCCUGCAUGCUCCGAAGGGGGUGAGAAGGUGUGCAGCCCUGGCAGCCCAGGUCCAAAUCGCAGGUCCACUCAGGUCCACUGCCCAGGGUGCGUUUAGGGUGGGCUGCUCCCCCCCCAGCAGCUGGACCAGCAACUGGGGGGAGGCUGGUGUCUCACCAUGCCAGCCUAGCUGAGGCGGCUGCCCUGCAGGAGCCUGCCCUGCCUCUCCUGGGUUUCUCCUAGGGAUUUAGCCUCUCAGCUAUUAGCAGGAGGUUUGGCUGCUGAAUUGAAGGGCUGUCCCCAAGAACCCGUGGGCCUCCUGGUUGCAGGGUUUCCCAAGCUGCGGGUGCCGGGCAUGCAGCCUCAGCACUCUGGGCCCUGCGCUUGGACCAGGCUCUGUCUCUGCUCUGGCCACCCUGAGGGCAGCACUGCUUGUGCACCUGUGUUUCCCGUUUAUGUGAGGAGUUAUAGGUGUUGUCAUGCAGCCUGCCCCAAGCUUGCCACAGCCGAGUGGGGACUGCUCCUCCCCAUCUGGAGGGGUGUCAGGGUGGGUCCAUCCCGUAGCCUGGAGUCUGAGCUGGCCAAGGCAGGACAGGGCUAGGCCCACCCUAGCCACUAGGGGACCAUCACGUCAGCCGUGCCAGGCCUCUGGCCUCGGACCUCAGAGGAAACUGCCUUAGCAGCCUUCUUGCGACAGGCCACGCAGAGGUGCAGCAUGCCUGGUCCUUCCCACCUGCUCCUUGGAAACAAAGAUUGUAUCUGCACAC